Molecule: messenger RNA, 1290 nt
Organism: Brassica oleracea var. oleracea
Lineage: Eukaryota; Viridiplantae; Streptophyta; Magnoliopsida; Brassicales; Brassicaceae
Product: serpin-Z10-like
Exons: 2
Molecular function (GO): serine-type endopeptidase inhibitor activity
Source: RefSeq, a predicted model, not a curated record
AAAAAAGCUAUAAAAAAGAACAUGGAGAAGCAAAACGACGUUGUGGUAAGAUUAGCAAAACACGUCAUCGAUACCGUCGCUGACGGCUCCAACCUCGUCUUCUCACCAACGUCAAUCAAUGUUUUGCUCAGCAUCAUUGCCGCUGGUUCGUGUGCCGCCACCAAAGAACAAAUCCUCUCCUUCCUCAUGUCACCAUCAACAGAGCACCUCAACACUGUCUUGACAGAGAUAGUAUCGGUUGCCUUAGCCGAUGGCAGCGAGAGAAAUGACUUGAGCUUAUCUACAGCUAAUGGUGCCUGGAUUGACAAAUCUCUACCCUUGAAGCUUUCCUUUAAAGAGCUUUUGGAGAACCCCUACAAGGCUACUUGCAGCCAGGUUGACUUCUUUAACAAGCCUGCGGAUGUAAUUGAUGAAGUGAAUACGUGGUGUGAAGAUCACACCAGUGGACUCAUCAAGCAGAUUCUUCCAAAGGAUUCCAUUGAGGAUAUCCGUCAAAGCACACUAAUACUUGCAAAUGCAGUGUACUUCAAAGGAGCUUGGAGCGAAAAGUUCGAUGCAAGGUUUACAAAAGAUAAUGAUUUUCACCUUCUUGAUGGCACCUCUGUGAAAGUCCCCUUUAUGACCAGCCAUAAGGACCAAUACCUAAGACGCUAUGAUGGUUUCCAAGUUGUGCGCCUCCCUUAUGUAGAGGAUCAACGACAAUUCUCCAUGUACAUUUAUCUUCCUGAUGCUACCGACGGAUUGCCUACUCUCCUUGAGAAAAUAGGCUCCGAACCAGGAUUUCUUGAUAACCAUAUUCCAGACUACCAAAUAGAAUUGGAUGCUUUUAGAAUUCCAAAGUUUAAGUUUACUUUCGAUUUCAAAGCGUCAGAUGUUUUGGAGGAUAUGGGGUUAACUUGCCCGUUUGAGUCUACUGGAGGCGGUCUAACUGAGAUGGUUGAUUCACCUAUUGUCGGUGCGAAGUUGUAUGUCUCAAACAUUCUUCAUAAAGCGUGCAUUGAGGUGGAUGAAGAGGGAACUGAAGCUGCAGCCGUUUCUGUUGGUGUCAUACGACUCAUGUGUUUGAGGAAAAAUCCAGAUUUUGUCGCUGACCAUCCAUUUCUUUUUACGGUAAGAGAAGACAAGAGUGGAGUGAUUUUGUUCAUGGGUCAAGUUCUUGAUCCCUCAAAACAUUGAUUCAAUUGCUGGUGGCGUGGGAGAAAACAUUAAGCCAAUAAUAUGUUUUAUUCUAUAUAUGUUGUUGUAUGUAUUAUUUGUGAUGAAAUUGGGUUUGUAAAGCUAACAACUGAA